AAAUAUUUAAAGAAGAAAAUAAAUAUUCUAAAGAAAACGCAUUAUAUAAACUUACGGUGCGCGAUGACGCUGUUAUUCUAGAAUACUUUUUGAACGACCCUCAGUUCAGUGUUUCCUACAUAGCUGGCGGUAGUCGGAGUCAUAUAGGUAAUCUGCAAGCAUGGCAACACAAGAAAAAGAGAAAAUCAAGGUCAAACAUCUUGAAAAAGCCCUUGUGAAGUUACUUGAUGAAGUGAAACAGAAGAAAACAGAUAACCUUUCUAAGACUAUUCGAAAAGACAACAUGUCUAAGACAUUAUCUGACCUACAUGAGCGUUUGAAAAAGGAAAAUUCUGAUAGUGAAUUUCUAGAAGGUGAUAAAGGAAAAUCAUUGGUAUUAAACAUAAGAGAGUGGGAAUAUUUUGAAAAUCUGCCAGUGGACUUCAAACAGUCUAUAUCAGCAUUUAAAUUUGAGGAAAAGAAACUUGCUGAUAAGAAACAUGGAGAUGUAAAAAAUCCUCCAACGCCGUCGUCUCCAAAAUGCAGUCGCACUGAAAACCAAAGCGUAGAUGUAGGAUCUGCACCAGUUCCAACACCAAGCAGCCAUAAACAAAGACCUGGUAAAGGAGCUGAAACUGAAAAUCAUCAAGAAAAAAUACAAACAUUGGAGAAAGAACUUGCAAAAGAGAGAAACGAAUCAGAGAAAAUGUUGCACAAAUUUAAUGACAGAGAGAAACAAAUUAAGGAACUUGAAAAAGAAUUGAAAGAAAGAGAUGAAAGAAACAACUUUUUAGAGGAAGAAUCAAAAAGUCUAGCACAAAGUCUUGGACAGGAAAAGAAGAUAAGAACAGCUGUUGAAAAUGAACUAAAGUCUGCUAAGGACAUGGUUCAGAGGCUUGAGAAACAUGUCAAUGAUGAUUCUGUUAAGUGUCAGGAACAUCAAAAAAGAAUAGCAGAAUUAGAAGCUGCAAAUAAAAAACUUGAAGCUGCAUAUAAAAAUCUUGAUAAACAGAAAUAUCAUAUGGAACAACAGGCAAACAAGAAUAUGGAACACAUGCAAAAUAUUCUUCUAGAAGAGAAAAGGAAAGCUGAUGACCAGUACAAAAAACUCUUAGCAGAUCGAGAUGAUUUACGAGACAGAUUUAGUAAGCUAGCUGGUAAGAAAUUACAGGAGCAGAAUGCUGAUAUAGCAGACCUCAGUGAUCCUAACAGAGCAAUGAAGGUGUCGGAGAAGUUUGGCCAGUUAUACGAUGAUGAUUGGACUAAUGCCUUUGAAAGUUUGACUGAUAAGAAGCUAGGCGUACCAUUAAAAAGAUGCCAUAAAUGUUCUACUACGCCUUCUUCAAGAAUGUUGGACGUUUUGCAAUAAACUGGUGGGCAGCACAAAUGGAAAGUUUUUACAAAAGUAUUUCUACAUCCC
Ruditapes philippinarum (Manila clam) is the source of this 1399-nucleotide messenger RNA. RefSeq names its product DNA ligase 1-like. Lineage: Eukaryota; Metazoa; Mollusca; Bivalvia; Venerida; Veneridae. The transcript is spliced from 10 exons. The record is from RefSeq and is a predicted model, not a curated record. The coding region runs from base 161 to 1348 and encodes 395 amino acids.